AUGUGUUUUAAGACGUUACUUCAAGCAGGUGACAGUGAUAAAAAUACUCCACUUCAUAUUGCUGCUAGAAUGAAGAACGAAGAAAUUUUUGAAUAUUUAUUAAAACGUGGCAGGGAGUUGAAAAUUUCUAGUUCGAAAGGUAAGGAAGAAAAUAACAUAUAUGGAGUAACCGAACCACGGAAUUGGCUCGGACAAACACCAUUGUUUGAAUGUGCAAAAUAUAACAGAAAAUCAUUUAUGGAAAAACUAUUGUCAGAACAACCUAAUUCGAGCAAAUGGACGAAAAUACUUGAUCAAUUAAAAGAUCAAAAUCAAAUGACAUGCCUACACAUAGCAUGUUAUAACGGUAGUCUGGAUAUUGUUAAAUAUCUUACUACUUUGCAUCAGAUUUCAAUUAAUCCUUAUGCAAGUACUCGACAGACACCAUUGUAUGGAGCUUGCGAAGGAGGCUUUAUUGACGUUGUACGGUAUCUACUUGAUUAUACAGAUGCCAAUCCUACAAUAAGAACAGCCAAAGGUUACAAUUGUCUUGAUAUUGCUAUCGCAAGACACCAUCAUGAAAUUGUCAAACGUCUAUUGGAAUAUCCCGAAUGGCGUACUUUAAUGGAAAGUGUUCAAUAUGAAGACAGUGAUGUACCCAUUACGCCUAUGCGACGGUUGAUCAUAUCUAUGCCGGAAAUUGCCUAUGAACUUAUUGAUAAACAUUUUACAACGAUUAUUGGAGAUGCUGAUCAACCGAAACAUUUAAUUAAAUAUGACUACACAUUUAUUGAUGAUCAUUACAAUAUUUGUGAUUGGCAGUUCGAUGACCUUGUUGACAAGCCUGGGUCAAAAUUGAGCAAAUGGUAUAAAUCUAUAUUAACUAAGGUAAGCAUACCUGAUCGUCGUCAUCCAUAUACACCAAGUGCAUACACGCUACUUCGUAAUCAUCCUCUAAUGCUGAUGUCACAAUGUAGCCAAGAAAAAUUAAUAACACACCCAUUAUGUUUGGCAUUACGCAAAGCGAAAUUUCGGCGAUUUAGUCGCUGGAUACUUCUCUUAUCCUUUCUUAGCUAUAUUAUGUUUAUGGCUUUGUAUACUAUUGUUGUUCUUCAAACAAUUCAUCCACAACAUUACUAUGAUCUUUAUAAUUCAUCUGGAAAUGCUUCAGGUCAAAACAUCGAGUGGGAUUAUGGAUUCAAUAGUGACGUCUGUCGACGAGUAGGAAUUUAUUUAAUCGAAUCAGGAAAUACUGAUGCACGAAAGACGACAAAUCAAGAAAGAUAUUUAUUGAUGCUCGAUGUUUUAUUAAUUAUAUUUGUGAUUAAAAAUGGAAUUUUUAUAUUAGCUUCAUUUCCACGUUUUAUUCGUAAAAUAGCAUACUAUACAGAAGCACUUGCUCUAGUAUUGGUAUACGUGUGUAUCAGAGACGAUAAUUCAUGGCAAAGUUCUCUUAACUUUCGAUGUCCAAUUCAAUGGGAGCUAGGUUCAAUUGGUCUUCUAUUAUCUUGGUUGGUAUUCCUUUCAUAUAUGCGUUAUAUUCCUUGGAUGGAUAUUGGUCUAUAUGUUGUCAUGCUCAAUGUAAUCCUUUUAAAAUUUCUUCGAGCAAUACCUCUUUUAAUGGUACUCUUCUGUGGUUUUGGUUUUACUUAUUAUAUGCUAUUACAAUAUCAAACUGUUUAUGGGACUCCAUUUGAAGCAAUUUUUCGCACAGCAUUGAGUCUAUUCGAUUUAGGAUAUGAAAGUCGACUUUAUAAUCCACCAACUGGUGUUAUGUAUUAUCCUGUCGUCUAUUUUGUUUUCAUUCUAACUCAAAUUAUUCUAACUAUUCUUAUGACAAAUAUGUUGAUUGGUUUGGCUUUGGGAGAAAUUCCAACAUUGAAAACACAGGCGACACUUCUACGGAAUAAGAUGAUGUAUGAACUCUUCUUUGAUUAUGAAAUUUUUCAUCUUCAAUUGAAAACAAUAGUACGAAUUAUUUUAUAUUUCUUAAUGUGCCGUGUAUGUCGUCGACGUUCGAAUUCAAGUACUCAGUCACAUCACAUCCGACCCUCUUUCAGCCUAUUUGAAACUCAUGUAAACGAUGAAAUCAUCGAUGAUCAAUCAUCAGAUACUGCCAGCUUAGUAAAGAAAUAUUUUAAAUGGUUCCGAGAUACUAUUACAGAAGAUGAUAUUCAAUCAUUGAUAAUGGUUGAGAGAAAUUACCAAUAUUAUCAUAAAGAAAUGCAUACGGGGAAAGACCAAGCGAACUAA
This is a messenger RNA of Adineta steineri, 2232 nucleotides long. The record is from the annotation of a GenBank genome assembly. Lineage: Eukaryota; Metazoa; Rotifera; Eurotatoria; Adinetida; Adinetidae.